AUGACCACAUCGGCGCGACGUCAACUGUUCCGGCGCUCCAAAGCAGGCUGCUGGAACUGCCGUUCCAAGAAAAAAAAGUGCGACGAGCUUCGCCCUCAUUGCACUCGCUGUCUUCGUGCUGGCGAGGGCUGUCGCUAUCCCGACACAAGUUCGGAAUCGCUCGCCGAAUCAAGCCAUCCGAUGUCGCCCAGCGAUCACGCUUCGCCUUCCAUGACAUCGUCCACCUCGCUCCAAAACGGUUUGAACAUCCAAACCUCUCCCAUGCUCUCCCGCUCUUCCUCUACUUCCUGUCACUCAUCUAAGCAUUCUACCCGUCGCACCACGCAGCCACCUUAUCAUCAUCAUUCCUAUUCCUCGUCAUCCGAGUAUCACCCUUACGCCUCGGAGCAUCAUCGAGCAGCCCUACAGCACCGCGAACACCACCCCCAACGACCUAUCUCUCUCCCUCCACCAUUGACGACGCCUUCAGCGUUUGCCGCUCAUGAUCCUUACUACGCUACUGCCCAUCCGGCUACUCAGACACAACUGGCACAGCAACAGUUCCCGCCCCUAUCUCUUUCUGCGACUGCAGCUGCUGAUUGGGACCACGCAUCGCAGCAGCAUCUCUACAAGCGCACCAGAUACGAUGACGUUUCAUCCUCCUCCUCCACAACCUCUUCCAAUCCGUUGUAUCAGGACACACGCUCGCGCCAGCCAUAUGACGCUCACCAUCGAAUUCCUUCUAAUCACAGCCAAACCAGCAGCAAAGGUAAAGCUCGUGAGACACUUCCUUCCAUCUCUCCCAUUCGGCAUGAAGCUAUUCCUAUGGCUAUUUCCGCCUCGCUUCCACCGAUCAAUGGAGUCUCGACUCCAUCACAUCGUAUCGUGCCUUCACCCAGCCUCAUCAGUCGUUCUGCGGAUACAUCGCCCGUCAAUCGAGUGGAGCUCGCCACUACAAUUCAUUCUGCUUCUGCAAUGACUAACUCUGACUCGCGCCAACCAGCCUCGACUGACUUGCCACUCGGACAGGAAACUAGCUCCCUAUCGUCUCGUGUCAAUGGCGUCGCAGCACCACUCGAUGCACCAGUCAGCCCGUCACUACGAUCUUCUUUGAGCCUUCCUCAAAGUCGUCAUAAGCUUGUUUUAGACUAUGCCUCUACCGAUCCUGAUCCAGAGGAGUUGCUGAAAGCAAGUGAGGCGCUGCCGCAUUCGGUGGUAACCCAGCUCACCAAGGGUGCACACGCCUACUUUGACUUUCUUCAAGGUAUUGCACGUAUGCCUCAAGGACAGGCAAUGGCCCAUGCACUUGCCGCCGUGGCUGCUUGCCAUCAAGUCAGCGAUACCCUUCGUGUCCACCAGGUGGAAAAAGGAAGGAACGGCUCGAAAACGCCGCCUGAUCAGAGCCGAAUGUCGUUGGAGGAGCUAGCUAAUCGACACCACCUGUCAGCUAUCAAAGCGCUUCAGACGCAGCAGCAACCCAGUCGACGCCGUCGUUUCUCGAUUAUCGAGACGAACUCUAACAGCAGCGCCGACGAGCUCCCGCCCGGCAGCAAUGCUGCUACCAUGAUGCUGCUCAUCCUCGCCUGCAGCUCAAUCGGCAAGUCCCUCAUGCUACCUUCGUACUUUAACCAGUGCGAGCAGUUUCUGGCUGAUGCCGUUGAGCACGUGUCGACCCACCGUCUUUUUCCCUCAACCACUGGCGAGGCCAUUGUUGGAACUCCGGAAGAUCCACCCAUCUUUCUGCCCGACAAUCUCACCAACUACGGUGGACUGCUCUUCCUCGGAACUGUUGUUGGCCUCUAUGAGUGCUACCUGUCUCAAUUCACAGCCAUCACUGACUGGGACUACAACCCAACUCGUCUCAAGAGGCUCUUGCCGUUUAACUGGAGCCAAUCGGAUGCCGAGGUCUUUGAUAAAGUUCGCAAAAGUGUAUCCGAAACCACCUUCAGCGUUUCAACGGUCACUCUGGAGUUGGUCAUCGAGACUCUCGACACCAUGCGUAGGCUCAGGCGAGCAGAGGCAGUCGCAUAUGGCAACCGUACGAGCAGCCGAAGUGAAGCUGAAGAUGGCGCUGCAGCGCUCGAUAGUCUUGCCCUCAGAGAAGAGCUGGGUUUGGUGAUCCGUGAUUUGGAGGCAGGCUCUUUUUGGAAAGGCGCCGCUCGUACAUUGAGCGAAGCAGAUCAGCGGUCGGUGCUCGAGAGCGUUUCUGGUCAGACUGCCGAUGGGAUUGAGAACGAGUCUAGCAACGGUAAGGACGGUGAUUCAGCCAGCGACCCUAUCACCAAGGCGUUCAAGUCAGGCGCGCUGUUUUUGCCAUCCACGACGGGCGAGCAGAAACUUGUGGUGAAUCGUCUUCGCCUUGCCAACCACCUCUACCGCAACGCCUUGCUCGUCGACCUUUACGUCACUGUCUUCAACCGACCCGCCACGAGUCUCGCGAUCCGAGAACUCGUCUCACGCAGCAUUACACUUCUUGGCGCCGUACCCUUUAAGCUCGAACAAGGACUCAUGUGGCCAGCCGUGGUCCUAGGGGCAUAUGCACAAAACGAAAACGAGCGCAACCACGUGCGCAGCUUCCUUCAAUGCUCACAGUGGAAAGGCACUGCUGGACCCUCCACCGCUUCUGACGUGCUCGAGCGCGUAUGGGCUGAAGAAUGCAGUUGGAGAGACAGCGUCAGCUACUUUGGAAGCCCUUAUUUUUCCUGA
Molecule: messenger RNA, 2685 nt
Organism: Mycosarcoma maydis (corn smut)
Lineage: Eukaryota; Fungi; Basidiomycota; Ustilaginomycetes; Ustilaginales
Exons: 1
Coding region: 1-2685 (894 amino acids)
Biological process (GO): positive regulation of transcription by RNA polymerase II
Cellular component (GO): nucleus
Molecular function (GO): DNA-binding transcription factor activity, RNA polymerase II-specific; zinc ion binding; transcription cis-regulatory region binding
Source: RefSeq, a predicted model, not a curated record